CUGAGGCACUGGAGCCGCCGCGCCGCGCGCGGCGCGCAUCGCGCGGCCCGCGGGAAAGCCAGGGCCGGCGGCCGCACCGAGCUCCGCGCCUCUCACUCCCACCGCUCCGCGCCUCCUUACUCGCGUGCUCUGCGCGCCCUUCUGCCGCCUCUAGGCAUGCUGCCAAUCACUCUCUCACCUGCAGAGGGUCACUACGUCCUCACUCUGUGCACCACCCUUGACUAUAGGCUCGCGUAUGAGUGCGCAGUCGCCUCGUGGAUCGCGGUCGCGCCGCAGGCGCGCACGCUGCGGCGGGACCGCUGCAUCGACAUGAGUGCCGCAUCGACGCUCUACGACGCCAGCACGAGCGUGUUCUACCGCCUACGAGCGCUUGCUCUCGUGACCAUCGACCACGACCUCCAACCUGCGCAGUUUGAGCGCUUCACCGGUCUUGCUGACCUCGAGGACCACCAUCUCAAGGCCAUGAGAGCCGCCACGGUCGGCGAUGGCGAGGACAGGCGGCCGGACCACACGUUCAUUCACAGGCAUGCAUACGCCCUGGAGCCGGCCGCGCUCAAGCUGUCGUCUCAGGCGCUUGCAGUCGACGCAACGCGCAAGCACGCUGCAGCAAUCACGGCGCCAGCAGGCAGCGGCCGCGCACCCGGCCGACAGGCGGCAGUAAAGAAGGCCUCUGCACCCGCGCCGGCGGCCCGGUCCACGCACAGCACACGAGGAGCAGCUGUGUCCCGGCCCGGUCGCACCUCAGCAGCAGUGGCCACACGCAAGAACGCAGCGGCAGGUCGAAGCAAGGCAGCGACGUGCGCACCGGCGGGCAACGUCUCCAGCGCCUCGCUGACGAGCGAGGGCGAGCGCACGACGCGCUCGCCCAGCGCAGAAGCGUCAGGCGACGAUCACGACGACGACAGCGAAGGCGACGACAGCGACACUGGUCCCAGCAGCGACGAGCGGCGCUCUGCCGGCACAAAGCGCGCGCGCGGCGCAGACAGCUCCGACGGGCGCAGCGACGGCGAGACGGGAGAUUCUAGCACUGAGAUGGCUGUCCCAGACGCGCGCAAACGGCAGCGCACUCGCGCAUUGCCGUCGCCGCGCACUGCCACCGACGUGGCAAAGCGGACGUCUGCGCGGACGGCCGCAUCCAGUGCGGCGCGCUCUUCUGGACCCGACGGUGCCUCGCCGUCCAAGACGCCCAAGGCCAAGGCGGAGCCGAUCAUCCGGGCCGCUGCUGCACGCACCGGUAUGGCGCAGCCUGCUGCAUCGUCCGCGGCCACGCAGCCUGCUGCAUCGUCCGCGGCCACGCAGCCCGCCGCCGCGUCAUCUGCAAAGCCGUCGGUCGCCAUGUCCUCUGCGCACGAACCAAGUCUCUCGUCGCGCUACCGCAUGCGCACUGGCAGCACGUCGACGCCGUCCUACCACAGCAUCCUCCAGCACAUGCGUGUGCCGGCCGACGAGGAGCCGGAGGGGCAUGGCGCGGUGGUACGCGCCGAGAAUCUUGCCCGCAUGCUCGGCUCUCUAGAGCAGCUGUGUGCAGCUGUGGCUGCACGGCGCUCGGAGAAUGGCACACACGUGGCAAUCAGUGCGGCAACAGCGGAGGAGCGCAUGCGGGCUUGCUAUCACGCCUUCGACGCUCAGGCGCGGCGCGAGAGUGCACACCCGCCACAGACGCAGGACGCAGCAGUCGCACAGCAGCUGGAGUCUCUGAGUGCCACCGGCGGCCUUGCGCGCUCCGUCAAGGAGAUUGUGAUGCGGCUGGUCAUUGCCGCCGAGGUGGAGCGCGAACACCGCCAUCAUCGAGAGCACAGCGCAGGCCGAUGGAACCGCGACGACGUGCUGGAGCGCUUCCGUGCGCCUGGCAGCACGAUGAACCUGAAGCGGACGGGCACUGAGGCGCACAACAUGGCUCGGAUGGUGGUAGCGUCUGGUGAGGCCUGUCGCUGUCCUGGGCCCUGUGCAUGUGCCGGCUGACACACGACCUGCAGGCCAUCUGUCAAUGGCGCUGCUGCUGGCUGUGGCAUGGCAUGCUGGCCUGACAAGCGUGUGGUGGACGUCGCUGCACCACUCGUACAUGACCGCAUGGCUGGAGAAUGGCGGCGAUCUUGACGCCAUAGGCGCGGCAGGUGUCGAGUUCCAGAUCUUACUGCGGCAGCAGUCGCGCGC
This is a messenger RNA of Tilletiopsis washingtonensis, 2154 nucleotides long. RefSeq lists its product as hypothetical. The record is from RefSeq and is a predicted model, not a curated record. Lineage: Eukaryota; Fungi; Basidiomycota; Exobasidiomycetes; Entylomatales. The transcript has a single exon. Bases 157 to 1962 code for a protein of 601 amino acids.